GUACUUAAAACGAUUUAAAGUCAUGAAACCAAAGGUCCUAAGGAGCUGGUGCAGGCAAAUUUUAAAGGGGUUGCAGUUCUUGCACACUAGGACUCCUCCUAUUAUUCACCGGGAUCUCAAGUGUGACAAUAUUUUCAUCACGGGACCUACUGGAUCUGUGAAGAUUGGUGACCUAGGCCUCGCUACCUUAAUGCGCACAUCAUUUGCUAAGAGUGUCAUUGGGACUCCUGAGUUUAUGGCCCCAGAGAUGUAUGAAGAGCACUAUGAUGAAUCUGUAGAUGUCUAUGCUUUUGGAAUGUGUAUGCUGGAAAUGGCUACUUCGGAGUACCCUUAUUCUGAGUGCCAAAAUGCAGCUCAAAUAUACCGUAAAGUAACUAGUGGCAUAAAACCAGCCAGUUUCAAUAAAGUCACUGAUCCUGAAGUGAAAGAAAUCAUCGAAGGUUGUAUUCGUCAAAACAAAUCUGAAAGGUUGUCUAUCAAGAACCUACUAAACCACGCAUUUUUUGCUGAGGAUACAGGACUGAGGGUAGAGUUAGCAGAGGAAGAUGAUUGUUCAAAUUCAUCUCUGGCUUUACGACUCUGGGUUGAAGACCCUAAAAAAUUGAAAGGCAAGCACAAAGACAAUGAAGCUAUUGAAUUCAGUUUCAAUUUAGAAAAAGAUACCCCUGAGGAAGUAGCCUAUGAAAUGGUCAAGUCAGGAUUCUUCCAUGAAAGUGAUUCCAAAGCUGUUGCUAAGUCCAUUAGAGACCGCGUGACCCUGAUAAAGAAGACAAGAGAGAAGAAGCCAGCUGGCUCUUUAGAAGAACGCAGGGAUUCGCAGUGCAAGUCUGUGGGGAGUGUUGUCCCUCCACCCCAGAAUACAGCUCUGCCCCCUGCUCCUGCUCAGCACACCGCAGCUGAGUGUGAAGAAACUGAAGUCGAUCAACAAGUUCGACAACAGCUUCUGCAAAGAAAACCACAGCAGCAAUGCUCCUCUGUUACAGGUGACAAUUUAUCCGAGUCCGGAGCUGGAUCAGUUCCACACUCAGAUGCAAGUCAGCCCAGCACAGGCUAUUCCUCGGACCAGGUGAUGGGCUCUCAAAUGGUUUCUAGCAUCCCACAGGCCGAAAUGAAUGUUCCAGGGAAGAUUUAUCCACCCCAACAGCUAGUAGGACAUUACCAGCAGAUUUCAGGGAAGCAGCCACAGCUGGCUCAGCCCCAGAUUUUGCCUUUGGCUCAAAGUCAGUCCACUGUUUUGCCUGUACAUGUCCUUGGACCACCAGUCUCACAACCCCUGGUGUCUCCAUUAACUGUCCAAAAAGUCUCGCAGACAAAGCCUGUAUCCCAACCAGCUGCAGCUGAACAACAAGCAGUGCUUCUAAAACCAGAUUUAGUUAGAAGUUUGCAGCAUGAUAUGGCAGCCAUGAAGGAAAACAACAACACCCCUGAUAACCCAAGUGGAAAUGGCAAACAGGAUCGGAUCAAACAGAGAAGAGUGUCCUGUCCUCGACCAGAGAAGGGGACCAAGUUCCAGCUUACUGUCCUGCAGGUGUCAACCUCUGGAGACAACAUGGUAGAGUGUCAGCUGGAGACACACAAUAACAAGAUGGUCACCUUCAAGUUUGAUGUUGAUGGUGAUGCACCCGAGGAUAUUGCAGACUAUAUGGUUGAAGAUAACUUUGUGCUGGAUAGUGAGAAGGAAAAAUUUGUAGAAGAAUUGAGGGCUAUUGUAGGUCAAGCCCAGGAGAUUCUACAUGUCCACUGUGCUGCAGAAAGAGCCACUGGAGUUGACUCUGUCGCUGUAGAACCCAACAGUGGCCAAACAGGGUCAUCUGAACAAGCACAGAUAAAUUCUGCAUCCACUCAAACCAGCAAUGAAUCUGCUCCUCAGUCAUCCCCAGUUGGUCGGUGGCGAUUCUGUAUCAAUCAAACGAUAAGAAACCGUGAGGCUCAAUCUCCUCCUUCUCUUCAACAGUCCAUAUCUACAGUGCCUGGGCUAUAUCCACUUUCUAGUCCAAGAAAAACAAAUAAUAAGGAAAUGUCACAGGACACACUGCUCACUCUAGAAAGUAACCCAUGCCAGCAUGCACUUUUCACCUCCCAGUCAGAACACAAGGAUGUGGUCGAUGGGAAGAUUUCUGAAUGUGCCAGUGUAGAAACUAAGCAGUCAGCUGUACUUUAUCAAGUGGAAGAUGACAGGCAGAGAAUGGCAGCAGUUGUUAGUAGUUCCGCUUACACUGCUACUUCAGUUCGUACAGUUCCAGUUAAGUGUGAGGGACCCACCAGCCAAGCAGGAACAUUUCUACCUGUGCUUCCCUGUCACCAAGCUGCCACUCAGGCUAAUGUAGUUACGGCACCUUCUGGCGAGUCAACUCAGAUUGCUGGUAACUCUCUUAAAACUUCAGCAUUUAUUUCUGAUCAGAGGCCUCAAUCCUUAUCAGUGCAGCAGCCAACUGUGGAUGCAGAGUUUAUUUCCCAAGAAGGAGAGAAAACCACAGUGAACAGUGAAGCAAGUUCUCCUAAGAAGGUCAUCCCCACUCAGACCCCCGGCCUUGAACCGUCUACCCUCCUACCUACUACUGUCCUGGAAUCAGAUGGGGAAAGACCUCCAAAAAUGGAGUUUGCAGAUAACCGAAUUAAAACUCUAGAUGAAAAACUAAGAAAUUUGCUCUAUCAGGAGCAUAGCAUGACUAGCAUCUACCCUGACAGCCAGAAGGACACCCAAAGCAUAGAUUCUCCAUUUUCUUCCUGUGCUGAAGAUACAGUCAUAGCCAUCAGUCACUGUGGAAUUCAAGACAGUCCUGCACAGUCCCCCAGUUUUCAGCAGACAGGCUCUAAGGUUCUGUCCAAUGUGGCUGCCAGUCAGCCUGCUAACAUGUCAGUGUUCAAAAGGGACCUGAAUGUGAUUACUUCUGUACCCAGCGAAUUAUGUUUACAUGAGAUGUCCCCAGAUGCCUCACUUCCAGGGGAUCCAGAGGCCCAUCCUGCUGCUGUGCCAAGCGGUGGAGCCACUCGUCUGCACACAGGAGUGGAAACAGAUGAUGUGAUAUCCACAGUUGCUCCUGAUCCCAUUCCUCUGGCAGUAGAGUCCACAGCUAAUAGGCCUUUGAGUAGAUGCAAAUCGAUGAGUGGAUCCUUUCAGCGGGGACGGUUCCAGGUGAUUACAAUCCCUCAGCAGCAGGCCGAGAAAGUGACAUGCACUGGAUUACAACACGGGUCAGCCUUCAAUAACAUGCCAAGCCAUUCUAGCGAAGAAGCUCCAGCCUUCACUGAAACAGCAAAGGCUCAGGUAGUAGAACUAGAACCUGCCAUGCACAGUCCAGAGACUGUAUUUCCUCCUCAGAACCUAGAAGCUCUUCAUGAAACCUUUCAGGAAGUUAAACCAAUUCCUAAACCAGGAGACAGCUCAUCUGUCAGCACAGCUGGUGAGACUGAUGGGUCUUCUAUAACCCCGGAAAAGGAAUUGGAAGAAAACUCAGCUACAGGAAAUAGCAUGCAGUCUGGCUCUGAACUGCCGCUCAAAGGGAGAGAGAGAUUUACUGUUGAGAAACAGCUUUGCUCUGAUGGUGAAUUUUCAGCCACUCUUACUGACACAGGGAACUCUGUGGCAGAGAGUCAUCUAGAGAGCGAUCAGUGCUUACCACUCCAAGCAGAAAAGGCCUGUGCUCAGACAGAGAACUCCGUCUUCUAUUCACCAUCUUCCCCAAUGAGCAGUGAUGACGAAUCCGAAAUAGAGGAUGAGGACUUGAAGGUGGAGCUUCAAAAAUUACGAGAAAGACAUAUUCAGGAGGUAAUAAAUCUUCAAACACAGCAGAAUAAGGAGCUUCAGGAUCUCUAUGAUCGCCUCCGGGCAAUUAAAGAUAGCAAGCAUCAGUCAUCUGUGGUUUCUCUGCCAUCCGCAUCCCCGUCGCGUCGACCAAGAUCUUUAAGAAGCAAACUUCGAAGCCGCCCCCAGUCCUUGACACAGAUGGACAGUGAUUCAGCUGCUACAGAUCCACCGUGUGCAGAGAGUAAUACAGCAUCAAGCCAGCAAUCUGCAGGUAGUAAAAAAGGGAUGUUCACAGAUGACUUACACAAAUUGGUAGAUGACUGGACAAAGGAAACAGUUGGAAAUUCUCUUAUUAAGCCAAGUUUAAACCAACUUAAACAGAGUCAACACAAAUUAGAGACUGACAACUGGAACAAAGUACAUGAAAAUACUCCAUCUGCUCUGGGCUACACACCAACAUGGAUUUCUUCUCUGCCCCAAAUCCGUGGAGCUGUUCCCACCCCCUCACCACAAGGACUCCCACUCCCUUCUUUUCCGGGGCCAUUACCAUCAUAUGGAGUGUCCCAUGUCUGUCAGUAUAAUGCUGUGGGGGGGCCCGGUUAUCCAGUACAGUGGGUAGGAAUUCCCGGACCAGCUCAACAGCCUGUGGUCAUACCUACCCAACCUGGGCCACUGUUCCAGCCAGGAAUGAAUCUGCCUGCGUUUUCAUCGUCCUCAGUGCAGAAUCCAUCCACGAACCCUCCGGGUCCCAAAUGAAUCAGAGUAAAUGAUGAAUGAAGAAAAGGGAGCUUUUCUUCAGAGUUAUUUCCGGGACACCUAAGAUAUUAAACUUUCUUCUUGGGUUCUGCCAUCUUUUCCUCUUUUGAGUUUACUUUCCACUGUAUUUUUUUGAGUUCCGAUGUAGUCUUUGAUAUAGCUCGUCAUUCUGUAGAACUGUGCAGUUUGUACAUAGAACACUGCGCACAGAAAUGUUUUUCACUUCAAAUCCUAUCCUCUUUGAUACUUGAUUUUUUAAAAAUACUGUUCAGAAUGCUUUAAAUGAGCUCGGCUUGAGCAUUUCCAUUUCCAGGACACUUACCAUGAAUUGCUGAAAAGCCUCCAUUUUUUUACUGCUGCCAACUGCAGCUGGAUGAUACUUUUCUUUAAAAUGUAUAAAUACUGUUUAAAUUGAUAUUCCCCCAAUGUGGACAAAGUGAGAUCCUCCGACAACCGGAGUCUUGUGGGAUUCUUCACAUGUUUGUCUUAGGUUUACCUCUCCCAGAAGGCAGGGUAAUGCUGCAGGAAAUGUUUUGGUGUGUAAAAUUAGAAUAACUUUUGUCAACUAAUAUAGAACAUGAGCCCUUUUUAAUGUGAUUUUCUUCCCGUCUUCACAGCUGUAGGAGUGAAGCCUUGUUCUAGGUGAGGCGGAAAGAAAGGAUAAAAACAGAACUGUAACAGUUCCUUGAUUCUGCAGAUAAUGUAGCUGUUUUAGGAUUUCCAUAGUAAUUCAAAGCAGCUGUCUCCUUGUUUCUCAUGUGCACACUGCGUUGUUUUUGAGCAUCUGAGAGGCAUUGGUUUGGCUUGCAUUCUUUUGCAAGGGAUAUAUUGCAGCUGAUAUGAAUCUCAUUUGGGGGGAAUCUUUGUAUUCCUAACAAAGUGGAUUCUAGUCACACCUCUAUUGACCCAUUCUUCCAACGUGAAAUUUACUUGACACAGUAGGUUUUGUAGGUUUCAAGACUUACACAUGAAACACUGGCUUUACAGGGUUCUAAGAGAUGUGGGGUAUACACUGUCCUGCAGUGAAAUAGUAGAUCCUCGAAGUAUACUAUUUAAUUGCCCUUAGAUUUUUUUUAUUGCCUUUCUUUUAGUUGUUAUAAUUUCUAGUUAGUAUCUAUAGCCUCUUGUUUUUAGAUCUUAGAUUAUUUUUGCAUCCUCUUUAGAAUCUGUGAGAGGUCACUGUCAAGUUGCACUUUACUGGGUUUUAUCCAGUUUAAGGAGGAGGGGAGGCAAUGUCAAAAUACACACUUUUGGUUUUCAAGAAGGUUAACUAUAAUCAUCUUAAAAGGCUGGUUACAGAGUUAUCUAAUACUCAGUCUGUGAAACCCAAGUCAAAAUUCGUAAAUGGUAUUUACCCACCGCCACAUACACAUGUUUAAAAUACUUUUCACUCUUGACAAUUUCAAGGUGGUGUCUAGUGCACAUUUACCUUAAGAACAAGUUCUGUCUACUGGUAAACAUUCUAAAUUAUCACCCAGUAUUUCUGUUAACAGAUUUUCUUCCAUAUUCCACUACAAAUUUUAGCCCAUGAGCCUUCCAGGUAAUGAAGCAAAAUUAAUGGGUGUACUUUUUUUUUUUUUUUUUGCACCGUUUACUUUGUGACAUUCAGUGCCCUUUCUAAAUAGAUAUAUGUCUUAUACUGCUUACCUGAGGAUUGCCCUCGCCAUUGUGAAGAUUCUGUCACUAUCAUUUGGGGCAUAUAGGGUAGCAUUUUGAGAAUUGCUGUUGGUAAGAGCCAAAGUUUCUUUUCAUAUGACAUGCUAGUUUGGAUGAGUCUUCCUAAAUCUUAUGUACAAAUUCUUCAAAUUCCUUACACAGUAUUGCUUUGCGAGUUGAAGUGAUUUUAGGACAGUAGUGUAAUGCAAAUGCUUGCAUUGCAGUGUUUACCAUGUAUACAAAAACAAUGUGCCUAAAAUUUGUAAUUCUUUCAAACUGCUCGUGUUUCAUUAGGUGAUUUGGAUUUGUGUGAUUGCAUUGAGGCUUAUAACUUAGAACAGCGGUCGCCAACCUUUCAGACCUCGCGGACCACUGGGUAGUGACCGCUGAUCCAGAAAGUGAAAAUACUGCAGGUUUUAAGAUCCCUUCUUCUCUAGUCAAAAUCCUUUU
Messenger RNA from Myotis davidii, 6610 nucleotides. It is a transcript of the gene WNK3, whose product is annotated as WNK lysine deficient protein kinase 3. The annotation marks the transcript as partial. NCBI's taxonomy places the organism in Eukaryota, Metazoa, Chordata, Mammalia, Chiroptera, Vespertilionidae. Gene Ontology annotation, cellular component: cytosol; cytoplasm. Gene Ontology annotation, molecular function: ATP binding; protein serine/threonine kinase activity; chloride channel inhibitor activity. The record is from RefSeq and is a predicted model, not a curated record. The transcript is spliced from 20 exons. Gene Ontology annotation, biological process: protein phosphorylation; positive regulation of potassium ion import across plasma membrane; intracellular signal transduction.